This is a messenger RNA of Coregonus clupeaformis (lake whitefish), 2133 nucleotides long. RefSeq names its product substance-P receptor-like. Bases 321 to 1676 code for a protein of 451 amino acids. Gene Ontology annotation, biological process: G protein-coupled receptor signaling pathway; positive regulation of flagellated sperm motility. The record is from RefSeq and is a predicted model, not a curated record. The transcript has 5 exons. Lineage: Eukaryota; Metazoa; Chordata; Actinopteri; Salmoniformes; Salmonidae. Gene Ontology annotation, cellular component: sperm midpiece; plasma membrane. Gene Ontology annotation, molecular function: substance P receptor activity.
UUUGCUGCGGUGGAGAAGAGCCAUACACCAAGGACCACCUAUAUUUUACUCGGAGUGGAGUCAACUUAAAUACACAUCAAUUUUCUUAUCCAAAUUCCAUUUUUAAUAACUGCGACUAUUCUCAAUUUUCUGUGUGUGAGCUGCGUCUUCAGUGAUCAUUCCAUGAUUUUACCAUUCUAAUGUAGGUGUGCCAAAUUAAUCAGAAGAAUGGCAAUGAUGAAGAAAGUUUAAAUUGAAAGACAUCAACACACAUCAAGAUUAUUUCUAACCAUUUACUCAAUCAGUUGUUAGUGGUUGAGUGUACAUUUCAUAGGUAUUGCAUGGACCAACAUUAUUAUUGUCAAAGAAAAAUGGAUCCCUUGUUCACCACGACUGAUUUGCCAUUGCUAUUCAAUUGGACAAACGCGUCAGGGGUCAAUGGAACUGAGCAAGACGGGAACCAGUUUGUGCAACCAGUUUGGAGAAUUGUUCUAUGGGCAUUCGCCUACAGUUGCAUGGUUACUGUGUCUCUGGUGGGGAACGUCGUAGUAAUAUGGAUCAUUAUGGCGCACAAACGAAUGAGAACUGUGACCAACUAUUUUCUGUUGAACCUGGCGUUUGCAGAAGCGUCUAUGUCAGCCUUCAACACCGUUAUCAACUUCGUCUAUUCCGUCCACAAUGAGUGGUACUUCGGGCUGAUGUACUGCCGCUUUCACAACUUCUUCCCCGUCGCUGCUGUCUUCGCUAGUAUCUACUCUAUGACUGCGAUAGCGGUGGACAGGUACAUGGCCAUCAUCCACCCCUUGCAGCUGCGCAUGUCGUCCACAGAGACCAAGGUGAUCGUGGGGGUGAUCUGGGUGCUGGCUCUGCUCCUGGCCUUCCCUCAGUACUACUACUCAGUGACAGAAGAGCUGCCUGGACGAAUCAUCUGCUACAUCGAGUGGCCCGAAUACACCGGCUGCGACUACAGAAUUAUGUACUACGUGUGCGUGACAGUGCUGAUCUACUUCCUGCCUCUACUGGUGAUGGGCUGUGCCUAUCUGGUGGUGGGCCUCACUCUCUGGGCCAGUAACAUACCUGGAGACUCCUCUGACCGCUACAAGGAGCAGCUCACUGCCAAACGCAAGGUGGUGAAGAUGAUGAUCGUGGUGGUGUGUACGUUUGCUAUCUGCUGGCUGCCCUACCACGUGUACUUCCUGCUCCACCUGUUCUUCCCCCUCCUGUUUGAGACGCUCUACAUCCAACAAGUCUACCUGGCUGUUAUGUGGCUGGCCAUGAGCUCCACCAUGUACAACCCUAUCAUCUACUGCUGUCUCAACGACAGGUUCCGAGCUGGCUUCAAGCAGGCGUUCCGAUGCUGUCCCUGUGUCCCCGCUGGCUCUUACGAGGGUCUGGAGCUCAAGUCCACACGUUAUCUACAGACCCAGACCAGCAUGUACAAGGCCAGCCGUAUGGAGACCACUGUGUCCACCGUGCCGCACGUGGCCGACGACUUGGAGCCUCCCAGGUUUGGGGCCCUAUCUGGGGCCGGGUGUGAGGCCGGGGCGCGGGGGGUUGGCGGAGGGGGAGUGGGGUUGUGUGCGGUGGCGGCACCCAGGCGCUCCUCUCUGGACCUGACUUCCAACGGCUCUUCGUCCCGCAGCGUCUCCAAGACCGUUUCGGAGACCUCCAGCUUCUACAACAACCUGCCUGAGUAGGGAGGGGAGAGGAGAGUCAGGCGCGACUAAACACUCUCUAUCUCACAAUAUCUGCCAAUGGGGACCGUGUGUGUUUGUAUGCGUGUGUGUGUGUGUGGCCUUGAGCGUGUUUGUGUGUGUGUGUACAUUUGUGUUGGUGUGUGGGUUCCAUCCAUGUGUGUCUUUGCCUAUUUACAUAAUGUCCUUUCAUUGAAUGUUGGGCAUCAAGUCUACCGCCUGUGACUAAGGCUUGGUUGGUUCCCCUUCAGAGGGCAAUGCGCUUUCCACUGUGCCCUGAUUCAAAACGAAACAGGAGUCAGUAGACACUAAGGCCAUAAGUCAUACCUAGCCCACAUUGCCUGAUACCUGCUAUAGACGAGUUAGUUGAGAACGUUGCGAAAACGAUGAGCACGCUUUAAUGGGGCAGAAGGCUGUGUGUUGUUGUGAUUCUGAAUGGCCAGAUAGCUAGCAACAAUGA